This is a messenger RNA of Dama dama (fallow deer), 1629 nucleotides long. Its product is annotated as histone-lysine N-methyltransferase PRDM7-like. Lineage: Eukaryota; Metazoa; Chordata; Mammalia; Artiodactyla; Cervidae. Gene Ontology annotation, molecular function: histone H3K36 methyltransferase activity; recombination hotspot binding; histone H3K4 methyltransferase activity. Gene Ontology annotation, biological process: positive regulation of reciprocal meiotic recombination; regulation of DNA-templated transcription. Gene Ontology annotation, cellular component: nucleus. The record is from RefSeq and is a predicted model, not a curated record. The transcript is spliced from 12 exons.
AUGAGGCCGAACAGGUCUCCAGAGGAGAGCACUGAGGGAGAUGCCGGGAGAACAGAGUGGAAGCCCAUGGUGAGAGAUGCUUUCAAAGAUAUCUCCGUAUACUUCUCCAAGGAAGAAUGGAAAGAGAUGGGAGAAUGGGAAAAAAUCCGAUAUAGGAAUGUGAGAAGAAACUACGAAGCGCUGAUUGCUAUAGGUUUCAGAGUCACUCGACCAGAUUUCAUGCAUCACCGCAGGCAGGUCAUCAAACCUCAGGUAGAUGACACUGAAGAUUCUGAUGAAGAAUGGACACCAAGGCAGCAAGGUAAACCUUCCUCGAUGGCCUUCAGAGUGGAGCACAGUAAAUACCAGAAGAGAAUGUCCAGGGCACCAUUAAGUAAGGAAUCUAGUUUGAUGGAAUUGCCAGGAGCAGCAAAAUUGCUGAAAACAAGUGGCUCCAAGCAGCCUCAGAAACCAGUGCCCCAUCACAGAAAAGCAAGGACCCCUGGACAGCACCCCAGAGAAAAAGUCGAACUCAGAAGAAAGGAGACUGGAGUGAAGAGGUACAGUCUACGAGAAAGAAAGGGCCAUGUGUACCAAGAGGUCAGCGAGCCCCAGGAUGACGACUAGCUCUAUUGUGAGGAGGGUCAGAACUUCUUCAUCGACAGCUGUGCUGCCCAUGGGUCCCCAACCUUUGUAAAGUACUGUGCAGUGGAAAAGGGGCAUGUCAACCACUCAGCCCUCACUCUGCCCCCUGGGUUAAGCAUCAAACUGUCGGGCAUCCCUGAUGCUGGGCUUGGAGUGUGGAACGAGGUAUCAGAUCUGCCACUGGGCCUGCACUUUGGCCCCUAUGAGGGCCAGAUCACAGACGAUGAAGAGGCAGCCAAGACUGGAUAUGCCUGGCAGGUGAGAAGCACCCGUUUCCCUAACUGCUAUGAAUAUGUGGAUGGAACGGACACGUCUUGGGCCAACUGGAUGAGGUAUGUGAACUGUGCCCGGGACGAUGAGGAGCAGAACCUGGUGGCCUUCCAGUAUCAUGGGCAGAUCUUCUACCGAACCUGCCAGGUGGUCAGGCCGGGCUGUGAGCUGCUGGUCUGGUAUGGGGAUGAGUAUGGUCAGUACCUUGGCAUCAAGAGGAACAGCAGGGGGAAGAGUGAGCUCGCGACCGGGAGAGGUGAGUGUCAGCCCUCUUCCAGCACCGACCCCAUCCUGGGAGCCUCCGUGGUCCGAUUUCGAAGCAGAGACAGCGGCCAGGCCCCACCUGACACCGUGACUGCCCUGCACGGGCACACAGGACACCAGCAAUCAUGGGACGGACAGCCAGCUGCCUCCGCCGCAUGCUUCACCCUGACCACGGUGGCCCCGUGGCUGUACCAGCCCCGCCGGCGCACGGCUCUGCUUGGCUGCCAGGGCUCGGGGACCCUGGUGAGGGGCCCCCAAGACACCAAGCUGGGGUUGGCGAUGGGCGAGCUGGAUGCCAGGGAACCCGAGACCCUGCAGCAGAUUUGGCCCAGCAGCCUGAGCAUGGCUCACAGCCUAGGCGUCCCACAUAUUGGGCUGAUCUCCCAGGGCCAGGGCACCUUGUCCUGGCCUGUCCAGAGCCCCUUUCUUCAGCCUCAGGCCACCCGCAACACACCAGCCCCCACGUCCUGA